Molecule: messenger RNA, 1197 nt
Organism: Anopheles bellator
Lineage: Eukaryota; Metazoa; Arthropoda; Insecta; Diptera; Culicidae
Gene: Wdr92
Product: dynein axonemal assembly factor 10
Exons: 2
Coding region: 88-1197 (369 amino acids)
Molecular function (GO): ubiquitin binding
Source: RefSeq, a predicted model, not a curated record
CAUUUCUGUUUCUAUUUCCUAGAUAGCUUGAUUCGGUGCCGGGAAACUAGGGAUGUUUAAGUCUUUCGCUUCCUGCGGUUCGCAACGAUGGAUUCCGUUCAGAUGAUAUCGCACAUUGAACAAUCGCUCACCUACUCGGUUUACGACGUCAAAUGGAUUCCCUGUACGGCCAAGUUUGUUGCGAUCGGCUCAAAGCCCAAAGGAACGGGCGCGCUGCAAAUAUACGAGCUGAACCGCGGAACCGUGGAGCUAGUGAACGAAUCGGAGCUGGAGAAGUCCUUGAAGAGCUGUUCCUUCGGUGCUUCCAGCCUGCGUGAGGCACAUCUGGCCGUGGGCGAUUUCAGUGGAAAGCUAGUCCUUUAUGAUCUCGAGCGUAUUGAUGCGCCGUUGUACGAGGUGGCCGCGCACGAUGGAAUCAUCAACUCUUUGGAUGCGAUCGGUGGGUCAACGAUCAACUGUGGAGCACCGGAGAUAGUGACGGGCGGCCGAGAUGGAUCGGUGAAGGUGUGGGAUCCGAGACAACGCGAUACUCCGGUAGCGCACAUUAGCCCGGCAAGCAACGAGCCGAGCGAGAGGCGUGACUGUUGGUCGGUCACUUUUGGUGACUCGCACAACACGGCAGAGCGGAUCGUAUGCUCCGGAUACGACAAUGGAGAUUUGAAGAUGGUCGAUUUGCGCAACUUGAAGCUACGAUGGGAAACGAACUUGAAGAAUGGAAUUUGUUCGCUGGAGUUUGAUCGAAAAGACAUUAGAAUGAAUAAGUUGGCCGUUACCACUCUCGAGGGGGGUCUGCAUGUGUUCGACAUGCGUACGCAACAUCCGCUGAAAGGAUUCGCGUCGGUGCGGGAGAAAACCGUCGGUCAAUCGCUCGGAACAAAUGGAGUCAUAAGCGGUGCUAAAUCAACUGUCUGGGCGGUGAAACAUCUGCCACAGAAUCGGGACAUUUUUGUCACAGGAGGCGGUUCCGGCAAUGUCCGCACAUGGCUCUAUCAUUACCCGGAGAAGCGAAGCACCACCCACACGGAUGGUGAUGAGCUGGGAGUGGCCGGUACACUGGAAAUGUUGCACGCAACGACCAUUUCGACGCAACCAAUCCACACGUUCGACUGGAGCCCGGAUCGACAGGGCUUGGCCGUCUGCGGAUCGUUCGAUCAGACUGUUCGGGUGUUGAUAACGACCAAUUUGAAUUUGCAUUAA